AACUUUUUACGGGAAAAAAUUCCGUGAGACGUGAACUGUGUAGGGUGAGAGAUGGCUACCUUGUCUCUGCAACUCCCUCUCUUCUCUCUGCUGAGAAGAGCCUCGAAAACGGUGAAACGCUUCCAUUGCCGCUCAUCCUCAACUCAACCGUUAAGUUCAACCGCCCAAUCACGCGUAUGGCACCCUCUUCGGAAGAAAAAAGUUGUUAUGAGAGUUGGUUAUGUCGGCACCAAUUACCGAGGCCUGCAAAUGCAGCGAGAUGAAUGUUCACCACUAUCAACCAUUGAAAAGGAGCUGGAAACUGCUAUAUACAAGGCCGGUGGCAUCCAUGACAAUAAUUUCGGGAAUCUGGAGAAGAUUGCGUGGGCCAGAAGUAGCCGAACUGACAAAGGGGUUCACUCUCUGGCAACAAUGAUAUCCUUUAAAAUGGAAAUCCCAGAAAACCCUUGGGAUGAAGAUCCUUAUGGUUUUUUGCUUGCAGAUUAUAUUAACUAUUAUCUUCCUCGUGAUAUCAAAGUUUUUAGUAUUUUGCCUGCGCAACGGAGUCUUGAUCCGAUUCUUAAUGAAUUUGAGGGGGAGCAUCCUUUCCAUAACUAUACAGCUAGGUCCAAAUACAGAAAAAAGUUCCCACAUAGGCAAUCAUUGUCAACAAGUGCAAGUUUAACAGCCUCCGAGUCAGAAAAUGAGGAUAUUGAUGAGGAAGUCACUGGCAUUAUUGAUAAGAGUGGAAAUGGUUCACAUGAUCAACAUCCUCAAUCAGUUAUUCUUGCAAAAUGGUUAUAUGAACCUGAGGAAGCAGAUAGAUUAAGUUCUUCCCAUUUCAGAAAAGUUUUUCAGUGUUCUUGUGGCAAGCUAGAAAAAUCGCUAGGAUAUAGUUACAUCGAGAUAUCCAUACAGGGAGAGUCCUUUAUGUUGCAUCAGAUAAGAAAAAUGCUUGGGACAGCUGUGGCGGUAAAACGCAGGUUACUCCCCAGAGACAUUCUAAUGCUUUCUCUCACAAAGUUCUCCCGGAUUAUUCUGCCGCUUGCACCAUCAGAAGUUCUGAUUUUAAGGGGAAACAAAUUCGCUGUAAGAAAAAGACCAGGAUACACAAGGCCUGAAAUGCUGAAAUUAGUUCAAUCAGAGCAAAUCAAUAAGGCAGUUGAAGAAUUCUAUACAUCAGUUAUGUUACCUGAAGUCUCCCAAUUUUUGGACCCGUCAAAACCUCCUUGGAAAGAAUGGGUUGAGUUAUUGGAUGCUAACACAGGCAUACCGAACAAUCAGUUGGACAACGUCAAGAAUGGUUGGAAAUCGUGGAAAGAAAAAUUAGAAAGUAAAAGAGCUUGAGCUUAAGAUGUAAAGAUCCAUGGCUUCCUCUGCUACCAGCACGCCUGAAGCUACCAACAAUUCUAAUACAUCAAACACUCUACUUCCCUCAACAACCGUUUAAUCCAAUCGGGGACAAGCCCAGUGAAAACAACCGCCGGACAUGGCAACAGCAAUCCUUUGCUGCAUUCGUGGAUUUGGAUGAAGAUUGAGGAUUAUUUCUCAAAAUCAAUAAAAUGUAAAAUCAAGCAACUCAAAUCUCAAUUGAAGUUUAUCAAGAGGGUCUUUCAGCUUCAGAGUACAUUUUCAAGGACAAUGCUGGCUCAAAUAGCAAUGUUGUGAAGAAUUUGGCUUAAAUGGAUGGCCAUUGAAUAGUUGAAUACCCAUGAAAAUGAUUCCUCAGGAAUCCAUCAAGUGCCAUAUGACAACUUCAUGGGCUAGUUAAAGAAACAUCAAUUCAGGUUCCACAAGCUGCUUCAAAUCAGGGACAGACAUAGGAGGGGCGAAUGGCGGCCUCGGCCCCCCCAACUUAUUUUUUUAAUAGUAAUAAGUUAUCAUGUGUAAU
Arachis ipaensis is the source of this 1870-nucleotide messenger RNA. The record is from RefSeq and is a predicted model, not a curated record. Lineage: Eukaryota; Viridiplantae; Streptophyta; Magnoliopsida; Fabales; Fabaceae.